AUGACCGAAUACGGCACCAGUAAGCACGGCUUCACCGACCUGGAGAGCAACUCCCGCCUGCCAUUCUAUCAUGUUCACAACCCAAACUUCCGCGCCUACCUUGCGGAAUUCGUCGGCACCUUCAUCCUCGUGCUUAUCGGUGAUGGAUCCGUUGCGCAGUACGUGCUCGGCGGAGGCGGUGCCGGCCACUACCUGUCCGUGAACUUGUGCUGGGGUAUCGCUCUGCUUUUCGGCAUUCACUUCGCUGGAGGUGUCAGUGGUGGUCACCUGAAUCCGGCCGUCACUCUCACGCUGGCCUUGUUCAAGCGUUUCGAAUGGCACAAGGUUCCCGGUUACUUUGUCGCCCAGACUGCCGGUGCCUUCGCGGCCGCCAUCAUCGUCUUCAUUGUGUACUACCCGUGGUUCGAUAUCCACGACCCGGAACGUGAGACAACGCAGGGUAUCUUCGCCACCUACCCAAACGCUCAGAUCCCUAACUGGUCGGCCCUUGCGAAUGAGAUCAUCGGUACGGCUCUGCUUGUAAGCGGCAUCUUUGCUGUCGGAGACCAGCUCAACAAGCCCGCGAGCCCCUACAGUUUUCCUGGUGCCGUUGCUCUGAUGCUUACGUGCAUUGGCAUGGCGUUCGGCCUCGACACUGGUUAUGCUCUCAACCCCGCUCGUGACUUCGGUCCUCGUCUCUUCACAUUCUUCGCUGGAUGGGGCUGGAAGGUGUGGACUCUGCGUGACGGCUACUUCUGGAUCCCCAUUGUCGGUCCGUUUGUGGGUGGCAUUGUUGGUGCUGCCACGUACGUGGGUCUCAUUGAGGCCCACCACCCUCCUCAGUAA
Messenger RNA from Phytophthora infestans T30-4, 825 nucleotides. RefSeq names its product aquaporin, putative. The record is from RefSeq and is a predicted model, not a curated record. Lineage: Eukaryota; Oomycota; Peronosporomycetes; Peronosporales; Peronosporaceae. The coding region runs from base 1 to 825 and encodes 274 amino acids. The transcript has a single exon. Gene Ontology annotation, cellular component: plasma membrane. Gene Ontology annotation, molecular function: glycerol channel activity; water channel activity. Gene Ontology annotation, biological process: water transport; glycerol transmembrane transport.